Messenger RNA from Chenopodium quinoa (quinoa), 823 nucleotides. RefSeq names its product protein PLANT CADMIUM RESISTANCE 2-like. The record is from RefSeq and is a predicted model, not a curated record. The coding region runs from base 140 to 628 and encodes 162 amino acids. Lineage: Eukaryota; Viridiplantae; Streptophyta; Magnoliopsida; Caryophyllales; Amaranthaceae. The transcript has 4 exons.
UACCCACCACUUCGGCACUUACUAUAUAUACUCUCAUAAUCCUAAUCUUUUUUGUUCAUCAUCCAAUAUUACAAUUAACUCUCUAUACUCCACUCUUAAGAUUUGUUUCUUGCACAUAUACAUUUUUAAGUGUUGAAUCAUGAAGCAGCAACAAUAUCCUGCAAUGGGAUUUCCGGUGGCCGAGCCGAGUGCUCCUCCAACUAAUGGUGGUGCUGUUGGAGAGUUCUCUACUGGUCUUUGUGAUUGUUUAUCUGAUAUUCCUCUAUGUUGUUUGACAUGCUGGUGCCCCUGCAUCACCUUUGGACGUAUAGCAGAGAUUGUUGACAAAGGCUCAUCAUCAUGUGGGGUAAGUGGAGCGUUAUAUUCAUUAAUCAUGGUAGUUGCGGGAUGUCAAUGGAUAUAUUCAUGUUCAUAUCGAUCAAAGAUGAAGAAGCAAUAUGGGAUACCAGAGAACUGCUGUGCAGAUUGUUGUACUCAUUUCUGGUGUGAGUCUUGUGCAUUAUGCCAAGAGUACCGCGAGCUUGAACACUGUGGCUACGAUGUUUCCCUUGGAUGGCAUGGUAACAUGGAGAGGCAAAACCAGGGGAGGGUGGUUCCUCCACCGAUGCCGGGCGGCAUGACCCGAUAAGCUCAACACAUAUAGAACAUUUCAAGAUUAUUACAUACAUGUUCAUAUGUGAAAAAUACAUGUUCAAGAUUAUUACAUACAUGUUCAUAUGGAUGUCCUAUAUUUCGAGAAUUUGAGUGUUUUACGCCUUCAUAUCAAUGUGUAAAUUGUCAUAUCAUAGCAAAGAUUUAUGAAUAAAAACAAUGUUUCAUCGUA